This is a messenger RNA of Botrytis deweyae, 417 nucleotides long. RefSeq lists its product as uncharacterized. Bases 1 to 417 code for a protein of 138 amino acids. The transcript is spliced from 6 exons. Gene Ontology annotation, biological process: ribosomal small subunit assembly; translation; maturation of SSU-rRNA. The record is from RefSeq and is a predicted model, not a curated record. Gene Ontology annotation, molecular function: structural constituent of ribosome. Gene Ontology annotation, cellular component: ribosome; cytosolic small ribosomal subunit. Lineage: Eukaryota; Fungi; Ascomycota; Leotiomycetes; Helotiales; Sclerotiniaceae.
AUGUUUGGCGCAAACUCCAUUAUAAAAAAAAAGUCACCUACGGAGUACUCUAGUACUCAACUUCAUCAUUCUGCCCCACGUGUAACACACACCUGGUACUUUCGGUGGUCGGCGUCUUCUCAAAAGCCACUAGUCCCAAUUCAUAUUCUGCGAACAGGCAAAAAAUUAUCACCAAAUUCACGUCGACCACGCAUUAAUCCUAUCGCAAAAAUGGAUGCAUCAAAGGUCCCCGUCAAGCUCGUUAAGGUCACCCGUGUUUUGGGCAGAACCGGUUCCCGUGGAGGUGUUACUCAAGUCAGAGUCGAGUUCAUGGACGAUACCACCCGUUCCAUCAUCCGUAACGUCAAGGGCCCAGUCCGUGAAGACGACAUCCUCUGCUUACUCGAAUCUGAGCGUGAGGCUAGAAGAUUGAGAUAA